GAAAAAUGACAAACAGUUGAUAGUUUUGCGUUUGCCAUGAAAGUUAGGAUUUAAAUAAUUUCGACAUAUUUCACUCCUAAUUCUAUACAUUAAAUUAUUUUAUAUUCUUAGAAGACGAUCGCUAUGCCUGAAGAGACCAAAAAAAAUCAAAAAGGCAAAAAUGAUUCUAAAGAACAGAGAAAGAAACGACAGCCCCGACACCAAGCUGGGCCUGUUGAGAAAAAGCAAGAAAAGGAACCUGAGAAACAAAAAGAAACUACCAAGGCCCCAGAAAAACCAGCAUACCAGCCACCAGGCCCUGAAUUCUACAAAGGUCUUAAAAGAGAAACAGAAGAAAUUCUAAAAAUUACCGAAGAAGAGAACAGUAAAUAUAAGAAGAAGGAAAUUCAGAGCAACUGGGCUAAAUAUGAGAUGCCCAUCGAAAGUUACGAAGCUAUGGACGAACAAGAACAUCUUGGAGCGGAUUACGAGACUCUGAUUCAAGCACCGCUGUCAGUGGGAACACAUUUUCAAUUCAAACAUGAGAAAUCAUGGGAUGUUACAUCCAGCCCCUCGCCAUAUGAAACAUAUUUUGACAUUGAUAUGGGAGACCUUGUUAUCGCACUGUCCACUAUACCAUUCUAUGAGAGGAAUAACAUCGACAAAUCCGUCUUCAGUGAAAGCGAUUUUCAAAGCAUGGACCACAGAGCGACGAAAUAUAAACAAAAAUACUAUAAAGACAACAAAUAUAACACACCAGACUUGGACGCCCAGAAUAGUAUUAUAAACAAAUUGUGCGACAAAAAAGAAGAGAGUUCAACAUUAAGUGAAAAUAUUGAAAUAAGCAGCGAAAAGAGUAAUGAAGAUAAUCUAUUAGGAUUCAAAGAUAUAAAACUUGAUGCUAUCGAUGAUCAUCCUGAAGAUAAUAAGAUAGAAAAGGCUUUAGAAUUAAAUAUAAACAGUAACCAAGAUAUUACUAUCAUCAAACCUAAAGAAAUUGAUCAAUUAAAAACUGAGAGUGAAUCAUUAACAAAGCCUGAAAUCAUUACGGAUACAAUCCAGGAAACAAAAGAGGAUGAUCCGAUAAUAGAUAAUGAUGAUGUUGAUAACAAUUUAUUAGCAUCCCCCGAUGAUGAGACUGUAGAGGAAGCUGAAAUUCCUGUUAGUAAUAUAACAGAAACGAAACCUCAAGUGACAUCGCAAAUACAAAAAGAUUCUAAGAAUCCAAUCAUAGAGUCUCCAGAGGACUUAGAAAAAUGGCUUGACGAUUUCUUAGACGGUUAACUCGCUGUGAUACUGUGUUAUGUAUUUAUGCAAUGAUAUUGAGAUAUUGACAAACAAAUAAAACCAUUAAUCACUAAAAA
This is a messenger RNA of Danaus plexippus (monarch butterfly), 1343 nucleotides long. RefSeq lists its product as uncharacterized. The record is from RefSeq and is a predicted model, not a curated record. Gene Ontology annotation, biological process: negative regulation of G2/M transition of mitotic cell cycle. The transcript is spliced from 5 exons. The coding region runs from base 124 to 1263 and encodes 379 amino acids. NCBI's taxonomy places the organism in Eukaryota, Metazoa, Arthropoda, Insecta, Lepidoptera, Nymphalidae.